CCCCGCCUCCCCCUCCCUCCUUGCGGAGCCGGCUCCGGGGGAGACGCGCGCGGCUGACAUUGUCUUCGCAGGACUCUUGCAGCGCGCCCCAGAGCCGCCUCUCUCCUGUACACAAUGGCAACUCUUAAGGAAAAACUCAUUGCACCCGUUGCAGAAGAAGAGGCAGGAGUCCCAAACAAUAAGAUCACUGUAGUGGGCGUUGGACAAGUUGGUAUGGCGUGUGCUAUCAGCAUUCUGGGAAAGUCUCUGGCUGAUGAACUUGCUCUUGUGGAUGUUUUGGAAGACAAGCUUAAAGGAGAAAUGAUGGAUCUGCAGCAUGGGAGCUUAUUUCUUCAGACAUCUAAGAUUGUGGCAGAUAAAGAUUACUCUGUGACCGCCAAUUCUAAGAUUGUGGUGGUAACUGCAGGCGUCCGUCAGCAAGAGGGGGAGAGUCGUCUCAAUCUGGUGCAGAGAAAUGUUAAUGUCUUCAAGUUCAUUAUUCCCCAGAUUGUCAAGUACAGUCCUGAUUGCAUCAUAAUUGUGGUUUCCAACCCAGUGGACAUUCUUACGUAUGUUACCUGGAAACUAAGCGGAUUACCCAAGCACCGUGUGAUUGGAAGUGGGUGUAAUCUGGAUUCUGCUAGAUUUCGCUAUCUCAUGGCUGAAAAACUUGGCAUUCAUCCCAGCAGCUGCCAUGGUUGGAUUCUGGGAGAACAUGGCGACUCAAGUGUGGCUGUGUGGAGUGGAGUGAAUGUGGCAGGUGUUUCUCUCCAGGAAUUGAAUCCAGAAAUGGGAACAGACAAUGAUAGUGAAAAUUGGAAAGAAGUCCAUAAGAUGGUGGUUGAGAGUGCCUACGAAGUUAUCAAGCUAAAAGGAUAUACCAAUUGGGCCAUUGGAUUAAGUGUAGCUGAUCUUAUUGAAUCCAUGCUAAAAAAUCUAUCCAGGAUUCAUCCGGUAUCAACAAUGGUGAAGGGGAUGUAUGGCAUUGAGAAUGAAGUCUUCCUGAGCCUCCCGUGUAUCCUCAACGCUCGGGGAUUAACCAGUGUUAUCAACCAGAAGCUAAAGGAUGAUGAGGUGGCUCAGCUCAAGAAAAGUGCAGAUACCCUGUGGGACAUCCAGAAGGACCUGAAAGACCUGUGACUGCUGAGCUCUAGGCUGUAGAAAUUCAAAAACUACAAUGUGAUUAACCCUGAGCCUUUAGUUUUCAUCCAUGUACAUGGAUCCUAGUUUGCUUUUAUCUUCCUAAAUAAGUGAAUUUGGGCUCACAGAAUCAAAGCCCGUGCUUGAUUUAAUGCUAGCAAUAUGAGCCCUCGAGCAAAUAAAAUUAACUCUAUCAUAGUGUUC
Molecule: messenger RNA, 1323 nt
Organism: Lemur catta (Ring-tailed lemur)
Lineage: Eukaryota; Metazoa; Chordata; Mammalia; Primates; Lemuridae
Gene: LDHB
Product: lactate dehydrogenase B
Exons: 8
Coding region: 115-1119 (334 amino acids)
Biological process (GO): carboxylic acid metabolic process
Cellular component (GO): cytoplasm
Molecular function (GO): L-lactate dehydrogenase (NAD+) activity
Source: RefSeq, a predicted model, not a curated record